UUGACACGGUCACAACAAGUACGGUGGCCGCCGAACUGGUAGCCUCAGUUCUCGAUGUCUGAUGGCCACAAACAAAACGCUGCGUCCCUAACCUGAGCACAGAAGAACGCGGCGUCGGCGGUUUUAGCUUCGUCUCGGGGGUGUUUUGCGCCGAGUAGCGUUUCGAAAAGCGCCGGUUCGCCAUGGACGAGGACGUGGUGGAGAUUGAGAACGUGGAGAGCGUCUGCAGGCUAUGCCUGUCCACGGAUGAGCCGAGGUCUUCGGUGUUCGCCGCGAUGGAUGAGCAGCGGGACACGGCCGUGUCAUUGGCCAUGAAGAUCCAAGCUUGCCUGUCAAUCGAGAUUUCGACUACCGACAAGCUGUCCAAGCUGAUAUGCGCGAAUUGCGUGAAAAAUGUAAACCAGUGGCACACUUACAAAGAAUCCUGUCUACGUUCGCAGAAUAAGUUGCAGGAGUGGCUGACAAGUCAGUCGCAACCGAAACCUGUGGUUGUAACAAUCAAAGAUGAACCAGUGGACUUGGACUGUGAAGACAAUAUAGAGAUUGUCUCAGAAUCUAUCAACAACCAGGAAUCAUCGAAUUUACAAAUUCUUACGGUGGAGGACAGUGAGAGCAGCAAUGAGCAUGUACAAGAUUUGUCAGACAACAUCAACGACAGUGACGAUGCUGAUGUGAAUAAUGCGGAUAGGCAGACUGAAUCCGAAACGGUUCCUGCACCUGCAGCAGAAAAAGAGACUGACAAAGAUGAGAGUCAAACGGAGGAUCAGCAGCAAGAUUCGCAGCCUUUACGUGCCGCGAUUAAAAGCGAGCCGCAAGACGAUUACGACGACGCCGAUUACGACGGCACCUUAGAGGUAGAAUCCGUCGACGACAACGGGAUAUUAUUGAACCCCAUGGCGCUUAACGCAAAGGAAGAUGUAAUCAUGGAGGCUGAUUCCACCCAAAAGUCCAACAAUGCAGCAAGCGGGCCGACGCAUAAGAAAAAACUAAGGCGCGGGCCUCACACUCAUUUCAGAGGCACGCGCGCUUUCAAGCAGAAGUGCGUAUACUGCCAGAUAUUUUUGCAUUCCAAGCAUUCGUAUGUGAAGCACAUGGAGCGAUUUCACAGCAACGGUACCAAGGACAACGGCACCGAGAACUCGGGAUCUCAGAAUGACGAGGAAGAGAUGGUGGAGGACUUGGAGGACGAAUUGGUCAGCAUGGAAAAAGAUUCGCCGUUGACGCAGGUUCAACAGGAUAUCAUCAGCCAGCUGAAAACCUUCUCCUGUUACUCGUGCCAGCAGACUUUCAACGACCGGCGCAGCACGCUCUCACAUAUCCGCCAACAUCUGCCGGACCUGCGACCGUACACGUGCAUCGCUUGCUUGACCGAGUUCCCCGAUCGGUCGAUGUAUCAGUCGCACUGCGGCGCUUCCUUCGAGUGCGCUAUGAAGAUCGCACUGGUCGUGCCGAAGCAGGGUCACGAGCGUUACUUCACGUGCAAUAUGUGUCUGCGCUCGAUGCAGGGCAGGAAAGAGCUGCUCAGCCACUUGUCCAAGCAUUCCGACAAGCAGUACGAGGAGAUGAUGUCGCCGGCGCGACCGCCGCCUAAGUUGAAGCCGAUGGCGCCGUUACCGUCGUCGAACGGCAAUGACGCCAGCAAGUCACCGUCGCCAAAAACCCCGAACGGGCCGUACAAGGACGGCGAUCCCGCGCACAAUCACACGUGCGACCUUUGUGGCAUGAUAUACCGCUACCGGCCCAACAUGAUUAAGCACAGGCAGCUGUGUUCGCGGCUGCAGCCGGAGGUCAGAACGUCGUACAAGUGCGCCCACUGUUCCAUGACGUUCCUCGUGUUCAAAAAGUUCCACUCUCACGUCACGGUUGGCCACAAGAAGAAGGACUUCACCUGCGCGGUGUGUAACUCGAGAUUCAGGUCGCCCAGCGACUACCUCACUCACCACGAGAAGCAUCGCGCGUCACAGGUGAGCCGACAGACGAAUCAGCAGAUCAGCGGCAAGAUCUCGCAGAGUGCUCAGUCACCGUUGAAGGAGCGCAACGCAGCCGCUCAGUAUCAGCCGGAAGAUAUGCGCACCGAUCAGACGAAGACGAGGACCAGCGAUCAGAACAAGUACGUCUGCGCUCUCUGCAGCAUGAGCUUCGCCACGCGAGUCGAGCUGACCGACCACCGGAACCUGCACCUCAAGGUGAAGAUAUAUUCGUGCGCCAUUUGCCGCAGCAUGUUCAGCAGUGCCGGCGCCUUGGAGAUUCACAUGAAGGAUCACGGCAUCGACGAUCCCAACGAGCGGCAGGCUAACAUCUCCUGCGUGGAGUACGGCAGCCUGGACGAAGACGUGAGGAUCGACAAUGACGACGCAGCGAUGAACGCCAGCGCUGUCUCGGAUCCUGGCACGCAGAGAUACGAGUGCGAUCAGUGCGGCAAGGUGCUGUCUAAUUACGCCAAUCUGAGACGGCACGCGACGAUCGCGCACCGGAACGCCAAGAAUUACGAGUGCGCCAACUGCGAGAAGUCGUUCACGCGCAAGGAAUUGUACGAGCAGCACAUGCAGCACGAGCACAAGUCCUCCAAGAAUAUGUUCCAUUGCCCGCUGUGUCCCAAGAGCUUCGUCUUCCGGUCCAAUUUCAACUAUCACUACCGGACCGCGCACCUCGAGAAGUCGCAGAACGGCUACGCCUGCGACAUUUGCGGCAAGGUCUUCGUCGAGGAGGCGUCAUUGAAGAUACACAAGGGCUGGCACAAUCGCGCCAACUCCCGCCUCAGCACUCGUUUCAUCCUGGCCAAUCAAAAGUUUGCCAACAACACGCUGGACAAUUCAAGCGUCGGCAACAGUGCGGAACGCCCGGCGAGAGCUCGCAAGUCCUUCCCCAAUCCUCCGUCGCACUCGGCGAUCAAGUCGCCGGGCAACUUCCAGUGUCAAGUGUGUAACGACAAAUUCAAUGACGUGACCGAGUUGAGGACUCACCUGUGGGACGUACAUUGCGCCAAAAACAAGCCGGAGAAGAGUAUAGCCACCGAUGAGCUUCAGUGCGAACUGUGCACGAACGUCUUCCCCGACAAGGACAUUCUGGCCGCUCAUAUGAAGUGGCACAAGGCCAAUCCCAUCCUCAGCGACGUACACAAGACGUACACCUGCGACGUGUGCAACAAGACCUACAGCUCGAAGAAGGUUCUGUGGAAGCACAAGAGGCUGCACAAGGCCACCUUGCUGACCUCCGUCAAGUUCCAGUCGUUGAACAAAAAGCCGGCCACCCAAUACCUGUGCUCCAUCUGCCGGAAGGCUUUUUCGAGCGGCCAGUCUCUACAGCGACACAGACUCAACUUCCACAGCGAGCUGCAGAGCGUGCAGCAACGUACGCAACAACAGCUGCACAACCGGCGACUCUCGCUGGAGGACGAGCCGAAGAUGAAGCGUAUGAAGGUCGAAGCGGAGGACAAUCCGCCCAAGUUGCCGCCCUUCGCCAUGGACUUUGCCGGCGAGAGGAAGAAGUCUGUCAUGUGCCACUUGUGCAAGAGACUGUUCCCCAACAUGAGCGUGCUGUACAAGCAUAAGCAGGCCGUGCACAAGCCGCGCAUUGGGAAGGACGGCCUGCCGGAGUGCUUGCCGGUGCCGACGCAGGACGGCAAGUUCUCGUGCAACGUCUGCUCCAAGGUGUUCCCCGGCCUGUCGAACUUGCGCCAACAUUUUACGAUCAAGCACAAGAAGGUCUACGAGUCCUACCAGUGUAACGUGUCCAGCUGCGACCUGGUGUUCCCCACGUCGGACUCGCUCAAGGACCACGAGCAGAUACACACCAACAUGAUGUUCAGCUGCCGGCUGUGCGACCGUUUUCUCUUCAACAAGGAGUCCCUGAUGGAUCAUAUCAUUAGCGUGCACAACACCACAUACCAGGCCGACAGCAAGACGUUCCACCGGGAGAUCGAUCUCAACACCUACGUGGUGAAGGGCGCGACCGGGACCACGUGUCCGCGCUGCCACGUCAAGUACCCCAACAACCGGGCCAUGAAGAUACACUACGUGAAGAUCCACGAGAACGCCGAGUAGAGGGCUCGCGACUUCAAAUCACGACCGCUGCCGGCCGCAGCGUCGCGUCGUGCAGAGUGAUCGGAUCGCCAAGGUAGGCAAGACGAGAUCCUUCUGAGAUUGAUCGCAAAGAACACGCUGGAUCUAAUUGUUCGACAUGUUCCUGAAACGGUACCGUUCGCGAUACGCGCGAUUCCGUGAUUUUUCUACUUUUCGGGAUUCGGGAAGAAUGGUCGUUCCCUUCGAGGACGGGGGGGUUUCGGCAUGGCGCUUUGGUCAAGAGGGGGUUCCCUCCCCCCCUCAACUAACGCGCGAGCCGGUCUAUAGACGCCGUGACGGUCGCGCACAAUCGUCAGCGUCAAGCUGUAUAGUUUUUCGAUACUCGCAACACUGACGAGAGAGAGAGAGAGAGAGAGAGAGAGAGAGAGAGAGAGAGAGAGAGAGAGAGAGAGAA
This is a messenger RNA of Harpegnathos saltator (Jerdon's jumping ant), 4476 nucleotides long. Its product is annotated as zinc finger protein Xfin. Gene Ontology annotation, cellular component: nucleus. The record is from RefSeq and is a predicted model, not a curated record. Gene Ontology annotation, molecular function: DNA-binding transcription activator activity, RNA polymerase II-specific; zinc ion binding; RNA polymerase II cis-regulatory region sequence-specific DNA binding. Lineage: Eukaryota; Metazoa; Arthropoda; Insecta; Hymenoptera; Formicidae. The transcript has 4 exons. Gene Ontology annotation, biological process: regulation of transcription by RNA polymerase II. The coding region runs from base 183 to 4043 and encodes 1286 amino acids.